Anastrepha ludens (Mexican fruit fly) is the source of this 2585-nucleotide messenger RNA. RefSeq lists its product as uncharacterized. The transcript has 5 exons. NCBI's taxonomy places the organism in Eukaryota, Metazoa, Arthropoda, Insecta, Diptera, Tephritidae. The coding region runs from base 473 to 1072 and encodes 199 amino acids. The record is from RefSeq and is a predicted model, not a curated record.
GCCAGCCGAUGAGACAGUCUUUUAGCAACAUUCGUGAAGUCAAGAUCAAGUUGAAAUCAAGUCGCACUGCUUCAUAACAGAAACGUUUUCCAAUUUAAUUUCCCGCUUUAAAAGUCGUUUACCCAUUUCGGUCGUGAUCAUCGACGCGUAUAGAAAUCAAAUAUUUUAACGCGAAAAAAUAAAUAAAAUUUUGUUAUUCGUGCAAAUUUAUAUCGAAAUCAUUAAGAAAUUCGCAUUUUUAUUACUACGACGUUGCACACUCGAAUACAUCGAUAUUAUUUUGUUCGAGUCUUUCUUAUUAACCACUUCGAUAAGUGUUUGUUGGUGAUAACGGAAAAGCUAUAGAAUUAAAAUAUACAUACACAUAUACAUACGAGCACUUUAUUCAAUUCUAAGUUCAAGAAAUUUAUUAUCAUUUCGAAAGAGAAAAAAAAUACCAAUCAAUAACAAAAACAAUAAAAAAACAGCAAAAAUGUACGUGAGCCGGUUGCCGAAGCUGUCCUUACUCGUACUAGCAUUUGUUGCUGGCCUAGACUAUGCUACUUUGAGUCCUGUGAAUGACGUGUCCAGUGGAUCGGAAUUGAACGAUUUAAAUAAGACUCCAGUGAGAUCGAAAACGAGAACAGAGCAAAAAACCGAAUCUUCCAGUUUCAUACACUAUGAUGAAGACUCUCUCCGUUUAGUGGCCGAUCUAAACGAAGACCGAAAACUUAAAUAUGAUGUCGAGGUGCUGGAAGUGCGAAAUGUCAAUAAGGAGACCGAUGAACUUGAAGAACGAUUUAGGGGUCCGGCCAUCAAAAUGGACACUGAUAAUUUCGUGGCGGAAAAUAUCGAAAUGAAUGGCGGCAGUGUUGGCGAGGGUGUCGUUGAUGAUGACGAUGACGAUAAAUCCAGCCACAUAAUUCUUACAAUGGUGCUCGUCUUCGUGGCGCUAUUUUCGAUUUCUUUGUAUGUGGCGCUGGUCAUCUGGCGUUCAAACCUCGAAAGACGCUAUGGGAUGCGUGAAUUGCUGGUCACAAGUGAUGAUGAAGUUUAUCUGCCCAGCAGUGACACUACGGAUCGACGUUGCUGAUUUUAAGAAAUGAAAGAAUGCUGGAGACUUAAUUUUGAUACCGACAAACUGUUUAAAAAAAAAACGAUUGACAUUGUGAGUCAACAGUUAAUUCAAUUCAAUUCAUUAAUGCAAUUUCGCAACGUUUUUCCCAACGUCAUAAAUAUUAAAACUUUAAUUGUUUGAGAUGCUUGAACAUAAAUACAUUUACUCACAUAUUAUAUUUGUAUAUAAAUUAUAGAGCGAAUGCGAAUACCUCAAGUCGCGUAUCGAAAUCAAUUAAGUUUAAGAAUUACUAAAACAAAAACUUGUCUUCCAAAGUAGGCGAUUCAAGUUAGUGUGAUGAUCAUAGCAAGCUAAAACUUGUGUAAAAGCGUGACUAAAGAAAAAGCGAAUGGUAGGAAGUUUGCCAUAUAGUGCAUUGCAAAAUAUUGCCGCGUAAAUAAAAUAGAUAAAUAGAUUUUAAUUUUUGAUACGGGAGCUGCUACAAGCCGUAAUAUUUGCAAACCUAAGCCUGCUGGGAAAGGAAAAUUGAAAGAGCAAAGUAACUACUAACUUUUAGAGGAGCUGAAAAAUUAUUAGCUUUGGAAAUUUUCAAUCAGAAAAGUGUAGUUUCGUAAAUACUAUCUUCUUUAGCCGAAGAAAAUUAAAUCCCAAACCCUACAAAUUAAUUCCGCUAUAGAUAACGGCGAAACGUGAAACACCUGGUACAGUGUAUGGUUGCUGCCAAGUGGUAUGAAGCAUUUUAAACACAAUAAGCAUUCGAUUACUCUCCAAUUUUAAGUAUUGCAGGAAAAUGUCAGCUAUCACAAAGUAUUUUAUAAAUUGAAAAGUACUUUAUGCGCAUGGUGUGACAGUUUUUUUCAGUUUAACAGACUUUCUGAAAUCCCUUUCCUUGCCACGUGUGACGAGCAAUGCUAAGUGUCAAAUAGAAGAGCGAACAUUUUUUGUUUUUAUAUAGUGCAAUAGCUGUUAAAUACUUGCAUGCAUACAUAUAAGCUCUUUGUGGUAGUUUGUAUUUAAAUAUUGUUUCACACUGUAAGUGCAUUCGCAGCUCAAAAUAUAUAAACGAAAAUAUUGUUUUUAUAAAACUGAGUUUAGUUGUAGUACGUAUUUGAAAAUAAUUGUUAAGCUGUGAUAUUGAUUUAGAUCUGACAAACUAGCCCACAUUUUUUCAUGUCACAAAUUGUUUACAAAUAAUAUAUGUACAUAUGUACAUAAGUAAGUAUGUAUAUUGAAAAACAAAUAGUAUGAAUUUGUAAUAAUGUUUCAUAGAAAUUAAGAAAUUGCGAAACAACAACAUGUUGCACAAUAGGCAAUUCAUGCAUAUUCAAUCAUAUUAAACCAGUUAUAAGUAAAUAUAAUUGCAGUUGUCGUUUUUCUAAGGAAAUUGCAACAUUGUAACGUCGUUUCUGGAUUUUUACAGAAAUUAGUGAACAAAAUAAAUAAAUAAAAUAUAUUUUUUAUUAAUAAUAAGUUUGAUAGCUAAGUAAUAGUAAUAAAAUUUAUUUUAAAUUUAUCAGCAUUUUAUACA